CCUUCGUCCCGUGCACGCGCAGGCGGGUUCGCCUUUUGGCCCGGUCGGUGCGAAAGGCCUCGUUGUCGCAGCCACCUCCAGCACCGUCCCGUCCCGUCCCCUUCCGGUCGCGAGCAGAGCCGGAAAGCAACACGCAGCACAAAUGCCGGCACGGAAGGGGCUUCUGGCGCCCCAGAACACCUUUCUCGACACGAUCGCGACCCGCUUCGACGGAACACAUUCCAACUUCGUACUAGGCAACGCACAAGUGAACGGCUAUCCCAUAGUGUACUGCUCCGAUGGGUUCGUCGAGCUGUCGGGGUUUUCGCGGGCGCAAAUUAUGCAAAAAGGAUGUGCCUGCCGGUUCCUUUACGGGCCGGAAACGAAGGACGAGCAUAAAGGUAUGAUCGAGACCAGCCUGGACGGGAAAAGCGAACUGAAGCUGGAGGUCAUCUUCUACAAGAAAAAUGGCACUCCCUUCUGGUGUCUGCUCGAUAUCGUGCCCAUCAAAAACGAGAAACGCGAGGUGGUGCUGUUCCUGGCGUCGCACAAGGAUGUCACCACGGCCAAAAUGUCGGAAAUGUCGAUGUCGGACGAAUGUGAUAGCGACGAUGGGGCGGAGGAUGAUAGUUUGGAAAUACCACCGGGCGUCAAUAUGGGCCGCCGACGCUCGCGUGCCGUACUGUACCAACUGUCCGGGCACUAUAAGCCGGAGAAGAUGAAAACAAAAAUUAAACUGAAUAGCAAUCUAUUGCACUCGAGUGAGGCACCGCUACCUGAGUACAAGACGCAAGCCUUAAAAAAAUCGCGUUUCAUUCUUUCCCACUACGGCAUGUUCAAGGGCUGCUGGGACUGGAUGAUCCUGGUCGCGACGUUCUACGUCGCCAUCGCCGUGCCGUACAACGCGGCGUUCGUUAAAACUGAUCGCUUAACCAUGGUGUCGGAUGUUGUUGUCGAGGCUUUAUUUAUUGUUGAUAUUUUAGUAAACUUUCGCACGACGUACGUUUCGCGCAAGGGCGAGGUCGUGUCGGACUCGAAAAGCAUCGCCCUGAACUAUCUCCGCAGCUGGUUCGUGGUGGAUCUGCUGGCCGCCCUGCCCUUCGAUCACCUUUACGCAAGCAAUGUCAUUAGUGGUGAGGAAUCUCACAUACACUUAGUCAAAUUAACACGUUUGUUGCGGCUGGCACGAUUGCUUCAAAAGAUGGAUAGAUACUCUCAGUACACGGCUAUGAUUUUAACCCUGUUGAUGCUAUGCUUCUCCUUAGUUGCCCAUUGGCUCGCUUGCGUUUGGUAUGUGAUUGCAGAGAAAGAAAGACUCUUUAACGAUGCGGACUGGGACAUCGGAUGGAUCCACACGCUGGCGGAGCGGCUGAAAAUUCCCGUAUCUAACGUGACGCACGGCGAGGCAUACAUAACGGCAUUAUAUUUCACCUUCACCAGCCUUACCUCCGUGGGCUUCGGCAACGUUUCGGCGACGACACUGAGUGAGAAAAUUUUCAGCAUCGUCAUGAUGCUGAUCGGAGCGCUUAUGCACGCCGUGGUGUUCGGAAACGUGACGGCCAUAAUUCAGCGAAUGUAUUCACGCCGCUCGCAGUACCAGAGCAAGUGGCGCGACUUGAAGGAUUUCAUCGCCCUGCAUCAGAUGCCGAAGGAGCUGAAGCAGCGGAUGCAGGACUACUUCCAAACAAUGUGGUCACUUAAUCAUGGAAUUGAUGUGUAUGAGAUCUUGAAAGAAUUCCCCGAAGAGCUCCGGGGAGACAUAUCAAUGCACCUGCAUCGUGAAAUCCUUCAGUUGCCUAUUUUCGAAUCUGCCUCCCAGGGCUGCCUGAAGCUGCUAUCUCUACAUAUCAAGGCGAACUUUUGCGCACCGGGCGAGUACCUAAUCCACAAGGGCGAUGCGCUCAGCUACAUCUACUACAUCUGCAACGGCUCGAUGGAGGUGAUGCAGAACAACAUGGUCGUCGCCAUCCUGGGCAAGGGAGAUCUCGUUGGCUGUGAUAUAAGCGUCCAUCUGCUGCACGGCAGCCAGGGCAACUCGGGAAACGCCGGCUCGCAGGACACCAUCGUGAAGAGCAGCGGCGACGUGAAGGCACUCACCUACUGCGACCUGAAGAGCAUCCACAUGGGCGGGCUGGUCGAGGUGCUGCGUCUAUACCCGGAGUAUCAGCAGGAGUUUGCCAACGACAUCCAGCACGACCUCACGUACAACUUGCGCGAGGGCUACGAGGCCGAGGAGGAGACGGAGAACAACGGGCCGUGCCUGGCGCUGCCGUCGAUCAGCGAGGACGACGAGAACCAGUCAGACGCCGAGUCGAGUUCGGCCUCGCCGAUGAACACCUCGCUCCAGAAGUCGCCGGCGCACAAUGCCGCCGUCGCCAGUCCGCGGCAUGCAAAGUUGGUGCACAGCCGUAAUCGGUCGUUGGUGGCGCUGCGGGAACGAGUCGAACGGCAACGAUCAGUACACACGCCCAGCAGCCAGGCGGCAACCGCGGAGGAGAGCAACUCCCUCGAGGGACUCAAUCUGGAGGUGACCAAGGAGAAGGAGUCCAAGAGCCGCGUGUCCGUGGAGCGGUUAGACAAUCAGGUCACCACGCUGCACAACGACGUCGCUGCACUCAGCAUGGAGGUUCGAAAUGCCAUACAAGCACUGCAGGAGAUGACGUACAACACCAUGAACUCCCAGCUGGAUCUGGGACACUUCCAGCCGGCCCGCUCGAUACCGAACCUGCAGAAUGGAGCCGUCGGCAUUCUGCGAGAUAGUGACCACGUGCUGAUGGCCCGCAGUAGCUCCCAUCCACCGGAAAUGUGGUGCCGCGAGAUGAACGCGUUCGCCGAGCCUUGUCUGGCGAGCCCGAACGGAACCGAGAUCCUGUCCGAAGCCAUGUACCGGCGUAAGUCGAUCCUGUCUCAGAAGUACUCGGAGGAAAUGUCCAGCUCGACGCAGACGGAAAACAUGAUCGACUUCGAUACGCUCGAGAAGGUUGUGCUGGCGCAUCCGCACCUGGUGCUGAAGAUCCUCGGCGUGGAGGCUGUCUUCGGUAAAGAGUGCGAUCAUCUCAGUAAGGUGUACCCACUGAACACCAUCUCGGAGGUGGCCAGCUCGGGCGAAACCAUCUCAUCGCGUGUAGCCGAGACACCGCACUUCCGGCAGGCCCCCUUCCUUUACGCCAACAUCACCAACAAUCCCCCGAUGCCCGACGACGGAACGGGGGGUCAUCUCUACGAGCAGCACCAGGCGCUCAUCAGCGCCUACCAGGAGGGCGAAUGUCACUAUCCGGGUUCGCACGACCCACUCUCGCUGCACGCCAACACCAAGGCCGACUGUGCCAACCACGAUAACAUAUCUUUCUCAACACCACAACCACCACCCAAUCCAUCGGCAGUAUCAAUAGCAGGGGCAGCAGGAACGACACCAAUACCCAACCCUGAGGACGAAGGGCCAGGACCGGUUCCUGCCCCGGACGCUGACUGCAUUCUGAUAGACGAAAAUGUGAACGUACUGAAGCAAUCCGCCAUGAACCAUAUCUUCCGCAAGCAGGACCGCGUACCACCGAACUACCGCUUUUCCGCCGGCGACGCUGACCAUCUCGAGAAGGGGCUCAAGACGCUGCCCUCAUCUCGCUCGCUCGGUGGCAGCUGAAUCUUGCCGACCGAAUGUCGAAAGUCACCGUAGUCGCCGGGAAUCCCGUUUUCUUUGACAUCGUCUGCGUCAUUGAAUCAAUUUUAAAC
Molecule: messenger RNA, 3708 nt
Organism: Anopheles coustani
Lineage: Eukaryota; Metazoa; Arthropoda; Insecta; Diptera; Culicidae
Gene: Elk
Product: potassium voltage-gated channel subfamily H member 8
Exons: 18
Coding region: 143-3619 (1158 amino acids)
Biological process (GO): potassium ion transmembrane transport; regulation of membrane potential
Cellular component (GO): membrane
Molecular function (GO): voltage-gated potassium channel activity
Source: RefSeq, a predicted model, not a curated record